Vitis vinifera (wine grape) is the source of this 3161-nucleotide messenger RNA. RefSeq lists its product as uncharacterized. NCBI's taxonomy places the organism in Eukaryota, Viridiplantae, Streptophyta, Magnoliopsida, Vitales, Vitaceae. The transcript is spliced from 9 exons. The record is from RefSeq and is a predicted model, not a curated record. Gene Ontology annotation, molecular function: DNA binding. The coding region runs from base 1 to 2955 and encodes 984 amino acids.
AUGGCAAGAGGUCCCAGACGCAAUCCUUCUUUCUUCAAGGUCUUGAUUGGUGAUUUCACCAACAAACUUCGAAUACCACCCGCUUUUAUGAAGAAAUUCCGGAGGAUGACGUUCAACAAUGCCGUCCUGAAAACUGUUACUGGGGAGUCCUGGAUGGUGAGCGUGAAACAGGAAGAUUCGUGCUACUUUUUCAAGAAAGGUUGGAGGAAAUUCGUGAAAGAUCAGCACCUGGAGGCAGGGGAUUUUCUGGUUUUCUGGUUCCUUGGCGAUUCAACAUUCCAAGUUGUGGUAUAUGAUAAAAGUGGAUGUGAAAAGGACCCGAAUUUGGGUGCCAAGGGGAAGAGAAUUGGGUUACAUGGGGAAAAGAACAACCCAUGCAUGGGUAGGCACACAGCCUGUCAACUUUCUCUUUCCCUCACGCACCAACACACCCCCCAAGUUCACUGCAGAAACUCACCAUAUGCUUCAAUGCAUGCAUUUACAGGUAGAGAUGAUGCGAAUCAUGUGAUGCCAGCGACAAGUGUUGCAGUGAAGAUGGAAAGUAAAGAUCAGGGAGCAGACAAAGCAGCUGCCUCUGGCAGAACAAAGCAUCCGCAGUUUGUAAAGGUUCUGAAAAAAUACCACGACUACGUGAUGGGAAUUCCUAAGAGGUUUGUUAGCAGAUAUGGAAAGAACCUGUCGAAUAUUAUGUUUCUCAAGGUUCCUAGUGGCGCAGUGUGGCAAGUGGGACUGAAGAGAGGCGAUGGUGAGGUUUGGUUGGAUGGUGGCUGGCGGGAAUUUGUUGAGUAUUACUCCAUUGGGUAUGGGCAUUUUUUAGUAUUCAGAUAUGAAGGAAAUUCCAUUUUCCAUAUACUUAUAUUUGAUAUGACUGCUUCCGAGAUUGAAUAUCCUUCCACUAAUGCCCCACAUUAUGAAGAACCAAGCAGUAACAUUGGGGGAAGCCUACCGCCCAAGAUGGAAGAAAUUGACAAUGAUGUUUCUGUUGAGAUUUUGGAUGUUUUUCCAGCCAGGCAGACAACAAAGGAGAAAGACACGAUCAAUAUAUCUUCUAGUGAAGAAGAGUUCACCCCCUGUUUGCCCGAAAUUGUGGAAAUUGAGAGUGAUGUUUCCGUUGGAACGUUUGAUGUUUUCCCUACAAGCCAGAAUCCAGAAGAGAAAAGAAGUUCGCCUUUUCUUCAGCCCACUAAGAAAAGAAGCAACAACUCUUCUCGGAAAACUGAUAACACCUCCAAUGUCCGAUCUCUGUUUCCACAUUUUCAGCCCAAAGGAGUUGGAGCUACUGGGGUGAAGUUUGAAAAGUCAGGGAUAGAUGCAGAUUUGCUUCCCGGGACGUCAGGGCUUAAGGUUGGCCAUGAUUUUCACGCAAAAGAGAGCUGUGGAACAGUAGCCGCCAUUCAAAGAAACGUGCUGUCCGGGGUUCUACCACCAGUGACCGCCAGCAAAGAAGUAGGGGCUCUUCAAAGAGCCAUAGCUUUCAACCCGGAAAAUCCUUUCUUCAGAGCGAAAAUGGGACCAAGUUACCUCGGACCGUCAAGGCAUGGUUUGAAUAUACCAAUCUGGUUUGUGGAGAGGUACUUCAAAACAGAUGACAAGUCCAUAACCCUUUGGGGUUCGGAUGGGAGAACUUGGUCCACUAGCUACCGUCUGGGAAGGAGGAGAAACGGAAAGCGGGUUGCAGAACUACUCUAUUCUGGUUGGAAAAUAUUCGUGCAGGAUAAUCAGUUGAAAUUAGAAGCUCUUCCCCGGCGAAGCUACGGAGUGUCACUCCGGUCAAAUUUUCUGUCGAAGAAACCACACUUUUUCAGGAUAAUGCACCCAGCUUUGCUUAAAGAUGGAAAGCCAGAAAUUCCAGAGAGGUUUUUGAGAAAAUAUGGAAAGCAUUUGUCAAGCGUAGUAUUUCUCAAGGUUCCUAGUGGUGCACAAUGGCGUGUAGAAUUGAUGAAACGCCAUGAUGAGGCUUUGUUGCAGGGUGGUUGGCAAGAGUUUUGUGAGUUUUAUUCUAUUGGGUAUGGACAUCUUUUAUUAUUCAGAUACGAAGGCGAUUCCCAUUUCCAUGUACUUAUAUUUGAUAUGACUGCUUCUGAGAUUGAAUAUCCAUCCUCCAAUGCCACCCAUGAUGAAAAACCAAACAAUAAUAAUGGGGUAUGCCAACCGUCCAUUUUGAAAGAAAAUCAUGAAAAUGAUGUCUCUGUUGAGAUUUUGGAUGAUUUUCCAGCCAGCCAAACAACCAAGGAGGAAGAUAUAAUCAAUAUUACUUCUAGUGAGGAAGAAUUCAGCACGAAUGAGGCCAGCAGUUUGCCCAAACUUAAGGAUAACAAGAGAGAUGUUUCUGUACAAAGUUUUCAUGAUGGCCCACCAAGCCACAAUACAAGGAUGAAAACAAAAUUGGCAUGUCUGCAACCCAAUGAGAGGAGAAGAAAUAUUACUCCUCCUAAAACUUUCAACACUUCUAAUCAUCAAUCGAAAGGCAUUCAAGGCACCGGAAUGAAAUUUGAAAAGUCUACCCCAGAAUUUCGGGAUAAAGUUAAUUUUGAUGCCAAGGAAGGUGGUGAAGGAAGGGCCACCGCUCAAAGAGGCAUCAUCUCUCAAUAUGUUCCAGCAGUGACAGCCAGCAAAAAAGUUGGAGCUCUUCUCAGAGCUGAAUCUUUCAAACCACAAAAUCCUUUCUUCAUUGUCACUAUGCGACCAUCUUAUGUUGGUACUGGAAGAAAUAUGACCAUACCGCUGAGAUUUGUGAAGAGGCACUUUACAACAGAUGACAAGAAGACAACCCUUAGGGUUUCGAAUAGAAGAACUUGGACUCUUAAGUACUGUAUCAGAAGACGCGAUGCAAAACUUUCUUCUGGGUGGAGAAAGUUUGCCCGUGAUAAUUAUUUGCAAGUUGGUGAUGUUUGUGUCUUCGAGCUCAUCAACUCCACUGCAAAUUUACUCAAGGUUGUCAUAUUCCGAAAAUGAAGGCGUGGCUUCCCACCUUCCAUCCUCCAUAGCCAAAGUAGGAAGUCCGUUCAACUUUUUGGAUCAAGGCUUAGUUUGAAUUGCAUAUGUUCUAUUUAAAAGUACUAUGAUGAUCUCGUAUGUUUUUCCCUUAUGUCCCUUACACUAAAUCUCAGAUAUUUUGCCCCUCUCCUUCGCUUUCUAGUUUCUAGCUUCGUCACUAAUCA